AUGGCGGCGGCCCCGGCGGGCGGGCGGUGGGAGGUGGUGCGGAAGGGCCGGAGGGCACCGGGGGGCACCGGCAGCCGCCGCGCCCUGGGCGAGGCCAACGCCGGACGGACGCUGCCCCUCGGCGCGCCCAUCGCCACCUCCGGCACCAUCUUCGAGCUGGGCUUCGAGCGGCCGCUGAAGAAGCAGAACAAGGAGCAGGUGCCCCCCGCCGCCGCCGCCCCGCCGCCCCGCCGGCACCACGCCGCCAGGACCGCCAAGAAGCCCCCGGCCAACGGCGCCGGCCUCAAGCCCGGCAAAUGCCGCUCCCUGGAGGAAGCCCUGAAAGCCCUUGACCUGGCGGAUCUGCAGAAGGAGCUGGAUAAAAGCCAGAGCGUGUUCCCUGAGAAUCCCUCUGUCUGGGUGAAGGACCUGGCCGGGUACCUCAACUACAAGCUGCAGGCACCUCGCAGUGACCCCCUGCUCAGCCAGCACCCCCACGAUUACCCGUACUGCCUGCUGAGCAAACCCCUGCGCAGCAUCAUCCGCUCCCUGCUGGGGCGCGCGGCCGGGGUGCUGGAGCUCUUCUUUGACCACUGCAUCUACACCAUGCUGCAGGAGCUGGACAAGAGCCCAGGGGAGUCCUUGCACGGGUACCGUAUCUGCAUCCAGGCACUGCUGCUGGACCGGCCCCGGAUCGCCACCAUGAACCUGGGCAAGUACCUGGAGGUGCUGCGGUCCCACCAGAACCGGCCCGCCAAGUGCCUGACGGUGCUGUGGGCGCUGGGACAAGCUGGCUACACCGACCUCCACGAGGGCCUGAAAGUCUGGCUCGGUGUCAUGCUCCCGGUGCUCGGCAUCAAGGCGCUCUCCCCGUACGCCGUGGCAUACCUGGACCGCCUGCUGAGGGUGCACCCCAACCUGACCAAAGGCUUCGGCAUGAUCGGACCCAAGGACUUCUUCCCCCUCCUGGACUUUGCCUUCAUGCCCAACAACUCGCUGACACCCAGCCUGCAGGAGCAGCUGCAGCAGCUCUACCCCCGCCUGAAGGUGCUGGCGUUCGGUGCCAAGCCCGAGGUAGCUCUGCACACCUACUUCCCCUCCUUCCUCUCCCGAGCCACCCCCAGCUGCCCCCCCAGCAUGAAGAAAGAGCUCCUGACCUCCUUGAGCCAGUGCCUGAGCAUGGACCCGCUCAGCUUCAGUGUCUGGAGGCAGCUCUACACCAAGCACCUCUCCCAGUCCAGCUUGCUCCUCAACCACCUCCUGGAGUCCUGGGACAGCAGCAGCAAGAAGGUGCAGCAAGCACUGCAGGACACGGUUUGUUCCUUCAAAGUGACAAACGAGGAGCUGGCAGCGAGGGGCCCUGGGGGUGACCCAGACGUGGCCGCCUGCAAUGCUGCCUGCAAGGAGCUGCUGUGCAGGAUGAAGGGUCAGGGCUUCCCCUGGUCCCGGCUGCUCCUCCUCCUCCUCCUGCUCUGCACCACCGGGUUCCUCCUGCACGACCUCCGGACACACGGUUCAUUCCAGGCCUCCUCCUCCGCUGCUCUGCUCCGUUCCUGCGGUCUCCUGCCCGCCGGACAGAGGGUCUGGGGCUGCUGCCUGGAGGGGUACAGGUGGUUGGCACGGACACUCCCAGUCCAUGGCUCCCGGGCUGCUGCCCUCCUGCAGCCCCAGCUGGAGCAGCUCUGGGCACACAGCGGGGUGCUGGCCCGGCACGUGUCCCAGCACUGCUGCUCCCUACUCUCCUGGCUCCAGCAUGGACUGCCCAGGCUUGCGGAGUGGCUGCGGUCCUGGCUCCCCGAGUCCCUGCUGCUGGUGUCCCAGUGUGUGUGGGAGGUGCUGGUGAUGCUGGUGAGGAGCUGCCUCCUGCCCCUGCUGGAGGCCACGGCCACCACGCUGCAGCGGGGCUGGCAGACCUGGGGGGACUCCUGCGGGGGGUCCGUGUCGUGGGGCUGCGUGGGGGAGCAGCUGGCUGGGAUCACCUACUCCUCCUGGAUCUACCUGCACAACACCACCCUCACCAUCACCAACUGGGCCCUGGCUGCCAUCUCGGGACCCUGAGGAGAAACCUCCCGCCCUCGGACGGACCCGGAAUGGGGACUUUGUGCGUGGGGGGAGGGGGUGGCACUGUCUUCUUCUGGGGGAGCACACACCUCCUGCUUUUCCCACCUCGUGUCCCCUCUCUAGGUCACCCCCGGGUGUGUGACCCCGCGGGACACCCCCUGACAUUCCCACAGAUCAAUGAAGCAGACAC
Calypte anna (Anna's hummingbird) is the source of this 2230-nucleotide messenger RNA. RefSeq names its product transmembrane protein 214 (gene TMEM214). Gene Ontology annotation, cellular component: endoplasmic reticulum; Golgi apparatus. The record is from RefSeq and is a predicted model, not a curated record. NCBI's taxonomy places the organism in Eukaryota, Metazoa, Chordata, Aves, Apodiformes, Trochilidae. The transcript is spliced from 17 exons. The coding region runs from base 1 to 2037 and encodes 678 amino acids.